Penicillium diatomitis is the source of this 405-nucleotide messenger RNA. RefSeq names its product thioredoxin family protein. The record is from RefSeq and is a predicted model, not a curated record. NCBI's taxonomy places the organism in Eukaryota, Fungi, Ascomycota, Eurotiomycetes, Eurotiales, Aspergillaceae. The transcript has 3 exons. Bases 1 to 405 code for a protein of 134 amino acids.
AUGGAGCUGUCCACUUUGCUCAUCCUCGCUGCGGUUUUCAUCGCUUUCCGCAUCUACCAGGCCCGAAGCGCCGCCUCGACACCCAUCAUGUCUCACGGAAAGGUCUCCAACAUUGACAACGAGGUCAUCUUCAAGGCCCUUGUCUCGUCCGGCCCUGUGCUCGUGGAUUUCUACGCCACCUGGUGUGGACCGUGCAAGGCAGUGGCUCCCAAGAUUGGCGAGUUCAGCGAAAAGUACGAGAAGAUUCGCUUCCUGCAGGUGGAUGUUGACAAGAUGCGUGGGACGGCGCAGCAAUUCAAUGUCACUGCGAUGCCUACUUUUGUGAUGAUGAAGGACGGACAGGAAGUGCAGCGUGUCCGGGGCGCAGACCUCAAGUCAAUUGAGGAGUGGUUGCAGAAGCAGUAG